This is a messenger RNA of Dermacentor andersoni, 687 nucleotides long. The record is from RefSeq and is a predicted model, not a curated record. NCBI's taxonomy places the organism in Eukaryota, Metazoa, Arthropoda, Arachnida, Ixodida, Ixodidae.
AGAGCAACAAUUUCUCCUCUGCCAACUGUGCAUUUCACUUUCAUAAGAGCAUGAAAAAGGGCAAUGAUGUCGUCACAUGAACGCUUUUUUUUUUUUAAAUGAGGGUUAGUUUGGUUAGAUGAUUUGGCAGAACGAUAGCCAGUUUUAUAGCGGUGCCUCCGUUAGCAUUCAAAAAAUUCUACUUUAACGUCAAGCUAGCGGCGCACUCUAUCGUCUCGUUUUUCCCAGACAUACACUCUCAAUUUAUUCUACAUCUCGCAGUUCGAAAAGCUGUAAUUGCUUCCGUUUGUAUUGGGCAUUGAGUGCGCAUGCGCGGAGAUUCAACAUCGCGCAUACCUGAGUAGACGCCAGUUCGUUCCCAUCGAAACAUCAGGCAUGGCUGAAGAAAGAAGCAACGAAUACACGCCUCCUGUGUUCAGCUUCAUGGACGAAGCAACCAUAAGUUCAAGCCGUGAAAACACCCAGGCCGCUUCGUCUUCUUUGAGCGCCUACCCAACAAUUCCUGAGACCACCGGCGUUGACGAAUGGAACACGCAGUACCACCCGGCUGGUGCGGUAUCGACCGUCUCCGGGCAUACACACAGCACAGAAAUCGGAAGCACAAAUUCCACACUUCUGGCUUACAGCAGCAGUGGCGGCGUCUACAAUGCAGAGGCCAGCACAAGCUAUGCGCGCAUGUAGGAGCCA